UAUUGAUUCUCCUUCAAUUCAUAUCCAUCAUCAACCCUCUGUUUCCUCUGAUUCCUCUGAUCUGAUCUUCCUUCAAUUCAUUUCUUUUUAUGUUAUAGAAAUGGCACUAGAGGCUGUGGUUUUUCCACAAGACCCAUUAUUCUCAUCAUAUGCUUCUUCUACCACCACCACCAAGGAUUAUUUCUACUCAUCCUUUCUCGGCAGCCACCACCACGAUCUCAUCGGAAUUAUAAACAACAACAUCAUUCAACAAAACCAAGCAACUAACAAUUCCGACUCUUCUUCUCCUCCUUCCAACAACGACCACUACGCCACUUCUUCCAGCUCCCCUGACUGCUGCGCUGCCACCGUCGAUCAACCUUCUCUCCCCACCACCACUGGCCGCCGCAAACGCCGCCGCACCAAAACCACGAAGAACAAGGAGGACAUCGAGAACCAGAGGAUGACUCACAUUGCUGUUGAACGCAACCGCCGCAAACAGAUGAACGACUACCUCGCCGUCCUUCGUUCUUUGAUGCCUCCUUCUUAUGUUCAAAGAGGUGACCAAGCGUCUAUUAUUGGAGGCGCCAUUAACUUUGUGAAGGAGCUAGAGCAGCUUUUGCAGUCCAUGGAGGGUCAAAAGAAACCCAACCACCACGACACUACUGCUGCUGGUGGCGCCGCCGGAAUGAAUAGUAGUGGCCAAUCAUCGCCGUUUGGCGAAUUCUUCGCGUUUCCGCAGUACACAACUCGUGGUCAUCAUCAGGGAAAGACGAUGGCAGCGGAGCAGCAACAGAAACAGUGGGCGGCGGCGGUGGCGGACAUAGAAGUGACAAUGGUGGACAGCCAUGCGAACCUCAAGAUUCUAUCAAAGAAACGACAUGGGCAGCUGAUGAAGAUGGUUGUUGGUCUCCAAUCUCUAAGCCUCACCAUUCUCCACCUUAAUGUUACCACUCUCCAUGACUUCGUCCUUUACUCUGUUAGCGUAAAGGCAGAGGAUGGGUGCCAGCUGAAUACGGUGGAUGAAAUAGCUGCUGCUGUGAAUCAACUAUUAUGCGCAGUUCAACAAGAGGCAUCAUCUUUCAACCAAAUUAAUUAGAAUUCCAAGUUCAUAUUUCCCCUCUUUUUCUUUAUUUCUAUUUUUGAAAAAAGAAUCUCUAUUUCUCUAAUUUGUGAGUAAUUUGGGAUAUAUAUGACUAUGUCCAUUGGCCA
Messenger RNA from Arachis stenosperma, 1191 nucleotides. Its product is annotated as transcription factor bHLH96-like. The transcript has 3 exons. Gene Ontology annotation, biological process: regulation of transcription by RNA polymerase II. Lineage: Eukaryota; Viridiplantae; Streptophyta; Magnoliopsida; Fabales; Fabaceae. The record is from RefSeq and is a predicted model, not a curated record. Gene Ontology annotation, molecular function: RNA polymerase II cis-regulatory region sequence-specific DNA binding; DNA-binding transcription factor activity, RNA polymerase II-specific; protein dimerization activity. The coding region runs from base 101 to 1078 and encodes 325 amino acids.